Molecule: messenger RNA, 1337 nt
Organism: Cuscuta campestris
Lineage: Eukaryota; Viridiplantae; Streptophyta; Magnoliopsida; Solanales; Convolvulaceae
Source: the annotation of a GenBank genome assembly
GGUUAUUAGUUUUCUUUGCUCUCUUAUAUCCGGUGACUAUGGCAAUGACGGAUGUUUAUUUUGUAGGUACAAUAAAAUGGCACUUAUGGUUCCCACCAAAGAUCACUUCCCUGUGCAGUAUUCGGUUUGUGGAGAACUAGAAGAUGCAGUGGCCAUAGUUAGGAGCAAAUUGAGUGUAGAGAAUAUGGUGAACUUUCGAAAAAUGCCAUUCGGUCAUUUCAUGGAUGUGCGGAAGCUCCAAUUUUCUGGACAACUCAUCCAUAUCCUUAUGUUACAUCUCGCCCGCGAACAACCUGAAGACGAGAUGUGGUUUAUGAUCAAUGGUACUCUUCACAAGUUCACUUUUGAAGAUUUCUGUCGAAUCACAAGUUUGCCGACUUCCAAGUCAUAUCCAAAUUUUAGCAAUGUGAAGUCUUUGUCCGAGACUAUUCACAAAAAGUAUCUUGGAGGGGGGACGGUGAAAUGCACCUUCGCGCACUUGCGGAAUAUGUUUAUGACUGCGGAGGAAGAUGUACCCGGCAGUGAUUUACAUAAGCUUGCCUCAUUGUAUUUUGUUGAGCAUGUGUUGUUAGCAAAAGAUAGAGGUACAUGCAUUGAUGCCUCCCACCUCGAAGCAGUUGAUGACCCUGACGUGUUCAAUGCAUAUCCUUGGGCUUGGGAGUCAUACCUCCUGACGCUGCGCCAUCUGAAGGGGAUGAUGGAUGGCCAACCGGAGAAAUUUCAAGAAAAGAAAAAUAACAACUCCAAUUUGAAGUCUUGGAAAUAUGCGUUGUAUGAAUUUCCACUUGUUCUGCAGAUUUGGGCUUAUGAGACGUUUCCAGUGCUUGACGACGAGGUUGCUCAGUGUAAUCGAGAGAUAAAAUGUCCACUGUUACGUUGGAGAGCCAAGAAAUGCCCACAAUACCAAUCUCUAAAGCAGUUGUUAUUCCCUAGUGAGCCUGAAGAAGUCGCAAAUAAGAUGGACAACACACUUGAUUUGUUGUUUAGAAGUGUUGAAGAUUUAAAGAACACUCUAAACAAAAGGAUUGAUGCAUUGGAGGAUAAGAUUGAUGGUUUGUGUUGUGACGUGAAGGAUAUGUUCACGGUUGUAGGCAGGAAAAGGAAGGGGGCGGUAGACCAUGUGACAAGGGUUGAACGAGGGAAAAGGAAGGAGAUUGGAAAGGAAUCACGACGAAGGUCAGCAGCUUGUCCAGAAAGCUGUGUAUGAUUUGUAUCAAGAUAAUAUCAUCAACACCCAAGAGUAUGCUAUAGCUUGUUUAACUCCUGGGCCUGUUGAGCUUGUGUAUGAGCAGGAACAAGUGACGAAUGAUGUGGUUGAGCAACAGGCUUCUGCACUG